Messenger RNA from Brassica oleracea var. oleracea, 2958 nucleotides. RefSeq names its product probable LRR receptor-like serine/threonine-protein kinase At2g24230. Gene Ontology annotation, molecular function: protein kinase activity; ATP binding; protein binding. The record is from RefSeq and is a predicted model, not a curated record. The transcript has a single exon. Gene Ontology annotation, biological process: protein phosphorylation. Lineage: Eukaryota; Viridiplantae; Streptophyta; Magnoliopsida; Brassicales; Brassicaceae. Bases 300 to 2855 code for a protein of 851 amino acids.
AUUAAUCUACUCAAAGUUUACAUAUAUCCAUGAUGUUAGGCACUGACAAAAAUGCUCCUUUUUCUUGAUUUUAUGUCCUUUUGGUUUCUCGUGUACUUGAGAAGCACCACAUAGUGAAGUAAACUCUUUUUCUAUCUCUAUAUCUCUCUCCUCAGCUUGUCUUCAACUGCUUGAGCUUUCUGGGUUUUUGCAUGAAAGACUUUAAAGUAGCUUUAGUGAGAUUCUGCUUUCUAUAAACUUUUUUUAGGGAGAGAGUUUUUGUUGUUUAGCUCUUAAAUUCCAGAGAUUUCUCAAAAAAAAUGGGUCUUGGUUUCUGGGGUUAUGCAUUGAUUUUUCCUCUGUUCUUGAAGCAAGUUUAUUGCCAAGAACCAAACACAGAUGGUUUCUUUGUCUCUGAAUUCUUCAAACAAAUGAGUUUAACCUCUGCUCAAGCUUACAACUUCUCUGCUCCCUUUUGCUCAUGGCAAGGCUUGUUCUGUGAUUCCAACAAUGAGCAUGUGACUGUGUUAAUUGCCACUGGGAUGGGUUUAUCUGGUCCAAUCCCUGACACAACCCUUGGCAAACUCAGCAAGCUUCAGUCUCUGGAUCUCAGCAACAACAGAAUCUCUGCUUUGCCAUCUGAUUUCUGGAGUCUGACCACUUUGAAGAGCCUCAACCUCUCCUUCAACCAGAUCUCUGGCUCUUUCCCCAGCAAUGUUGGCAACUUUGGGCAGCUUGAGUCCCUUGACCUCUCUCACAACAACUUCUCAGGUCAAAUCCCUGAGGCUGUGGACUCUCUUGUCAGCUUGAGAGUCCUGAAGUUUGAUCACAAUGGGUUUCAGAUGUCUAUCCCAAGAGGACUUCUUGGCUGCCAGUCUCUUGUUUCCCUUGAUCUCUCCUCUAACCAGCUUGAAGGGUCUCUCCCUGAUGGGUUUGCCUCUGCAUUUCAGAAGCUCAAAGCUUUGAACAUAGCAAGAAACAAGAUCCAUGGCAGGGACAGAGAUUUUGCUAAUAUGAAGUCCAUCACUUCUCUCAACAUCUCAGGGAACCAGUUUGAAGGCUCAGCAACAGGUUUGUUCAAGGAGACUCUUGAGGUGGCUGAUCUCAGCAAGAACCGGUUUCAAGGUCAUAUCUCUCAGGUAGAUUCCAACUGGACUAGUUUGGUUUAUCUAGACUUGUCUGAGAAUGAGCUCAGUGGAGAUAUCUUCAAGAAUCUCACACUACUAAAGAAGCUUAAGCACUUAAAUCUAGCUUGGAACAGAUUCAACAGAGGGGUGUUUCCUAGGAUCCAGAUGAUCUCUGGUUUGGAGUAUCUCAACUUGUCUAACACAAAUCUCUCUGGUCACAUACCAAUAGAGAUCUCAGAGCUGAGUGACUUGAACACACUUGAUGUUUCUGGAAACCAUCUAUCAGGAAACAUCCCUCUGUUGAGUAUCAAGAGCCUCGCGGCUAUCGAUGUUUCCAGGAACAAUUUGACUGGAGAGAUACCAAUGCCUAUCAUUGAGAAGCUCCAGUGGAUGGAGAGUUUCAACUUCUCUUACAACAACUUAACGUUUUGCACUGAAAAAUUCUCGCCUGAAACUCUCACCAGAUCCUUCUUUGGCUCUACAAGCAGCUGCCCUAUUGCUGCAGACCCUGCGCUCUUCAAGAGGAGACGUUCAGCCACUGGAGUACUCAAGGUGGCUUUGGCGGUGACGCUCUCCGCCAUGUUCUUGCUCAUAGCAGCUUUGGUUUUUGUAGCGUUUGGCCACAAAAGGAAAGUUAAAACCAGUGAAGCCAAAGAUGUCUCAGUUAAGGAAGAACAAAGCAUCUCAGGUCCGUUUUCUUUCCAGACAGAUUCCACCACAUGGGUGGCUGAUGUCAAGCAGGCAAACGCGGUUCCCGUCGUUAUCUUUGAGAAGCCGUUGCUGAACAUAACGUUCUCAGAUCUCUUGUCUGCGACUUCCCAUUUCGACAGAGACACUCUUUUAGCAGAAGGUAAGUUCGGUCCGGUCUAUAGAGGCUUCCUCCCUGGUGGGAUCCAUGUAGCUGUAAAGGUUUUGGUCCAUGGCUCGACUCUUAGCGACCAAGAAGCAGCUAGAGAGCUGGAGUUUCUUGGGAGAAUCAAGCAUCCGAAUCUUGUUCCGUUAACUGGAUACUGCAUAGCUGGUGAUCAGAGGAUAGCUAUCUAUGAGUACAUGGAGAACGGUAACUUGCAAAACCUGCUUGAAGACCUGCCGUUUGGAGUUCAGACAACAGAUGACUGGAGCACGGAUACAUGGGAAGAAGAAGGUGACAAUGGAAUCCAAAACAUAGGGCAUGAAGGUCCGGUUGCAACGUGGCGGUUUAGGCACAUGAUUGCACUUGGAACGGCCAGAGCAUUGGCCUUCCUUCACCACGGUUGUUCACCGCCGAUGAUCCAUAGGGAUGUGAAAGCUAGUAGUGUCUAUCUUGACCAGAACUUGGAACCGAGGUUGUCUGAUUUUGGUUUAGCUAAAGUCUUUGGAAGUGGAUUGGACGAUGAGAUUGCCAACGGCUCGCCCGGUUAUCUCCCUCCUGAGUUCUUGCAGCCUGAGCAAGAACUGCCAACGACAAAAUCUGAUGUAUAUUGCUUUGGUGUUGUUCUGUUUGAGCUGGUCACAGGGAAGAAACCUGUUGGAGAUGAGUAUCUUGAUGAGAAAGAUCCAGACUUGGUGACUUGGGUUAGAAGUUUGGUUAGGAAGAGUCAAGGAUCAAAAGCUAUUGAUCCGAAAAUACAACAGACAGGCUCAGAAGAUCAGAUGGAAGAAGCUCUCAAGAUUGGGUACCUUUGCACCGCUGAGCUUCCUUCAAAGCGCCCAAGUAUGCAACAAGUAGUUGGUCUUCUCAAAGAUAUUGAACCAAAACCUAAUCAAUGAAACAUGAACACAUCCUGCAAAUGUUUGGUUUCUCUUUUAAUGUUUUGAUCUCCCUUCAAAAUCUGUUUUGCUCUUUUCUAUGGUUGCUUCACGUGGGCUUUGU